Messenger RNA from Microtus oregoni (creeping vole), 1093 nucleotides. RefSeq names its product coiled-coil domain containing 28B (gene Ccdc28b). Lineage: Eukaryota; Metazoa; Chordata; Mammalia; Rodentia; Cricetidae. Bases 361 to 963 code for a protein of 200 amino acids. The transcript has 7 exons. The record is from RefSeq and is a predicted model, not a curated record.
UAGCUCCCACCAGCUCUAGUUCCCGGCCGCGAAGAGGGAGAUUACAGAGAAGCACCGUUCCCCCACUCCAGACCCCAAGCCUCCAGGAGUGAAGCAACAGCUUUUUGACAGCAUCUUGGACCGGGACCCCGUGGAGAGGCCCCAGCAGACCAGGUGCCUAGGCGGUAGGGCUGCAUGAGAGCGAGGCUAAACUGUGCCGGCCAUAGUUGGAGACAUCGGUGGAGAGCCAGCCCCAGAGACUCUCACUGGAAAAGGCUAGAAGCUGUCCCAGGGACCUCCUAGGCACCCCCGGUAUUUGCAGUUGAAGUGGAAGAGAAAUGCCGGUAUCUAAGGGAGGCCUGAGGUCCAAUCAAGCACCCAAUGGACGACAAAAAGAAGAAGAGGAGUCCUAAGCCUUGCCUGGCCCAACCAGCCCAGGCCUCAGGCACACUGCGGAGAGUUCCUGUGCCCACCAGCCACAGUGGCUCCUUAGCCCUGGGACUCCCUCAUCUGCCAUCACCCAAGCAGCGAACCAAGUUCAAGAGAGUAGGCAAGGAGAAAUGCCGCCCGGUGCUGGCUGGAGGUGGGGGCGGCUCUGCAGGCACGCCCCUGCAGCACUCCUUCCUGACUGAAGUGACUGAUGUCUACGAGAUGGAGGGGGGGCUGCUGAACCUGCUCAAUGACUUUCAUUCGGGUCGCCUGCAGGCCUUUGGGAAGGAAUGCUCCUUCGAGCAGCUGGAGCACGUGCGGGAGAUGCAGGAGAAGUUGGCCAGACUGCACUUCAGCCUGGACGUGUGUGGGGAGGAGGAGGACGAGGAAGAGGAAGACGAUGGGGUCACAGAGAGCUUGCCUGAGGAGCAGAAGAAGACAAUGGCUGACCGAAACCUGGACCAGCUGCUUAGCAAUCUAGAAGAUCUUAGCAAUUCCAUACAGAAGCUGCACUUGGCAGAGAACGCUGAGCCUGAGGAGCAGCCGGCGUCGUAGGUGUUGGACCCAGGCCUAGCUGCUUCUCUCCUUCCCUUCAAACUGUGACUUUUUACGGACUCGGGAGGGUUCCGCAGCCCCCCAGGUGCUAUGAAGUGGGGGGCACUGGAUGGAAUUAAACAAACGGAAA